Molecule: messenger RNA, 609 nt
Organism: Argiope bruennichi
Lineage: Eukaryota; Metazoa; Arthropoda; Arachnida; Araneae; Araneidae
Product: protein phosphatase 1 regulatory subunit 12A-like
Exons: 1
Coding region: 1-609 (202 amino acids)
Biological process (GO): protein localization to ciliary inversin compartment
Cellular component (GO): ciliary inversin compartment
Molecular function (GO): protein binding
Source: RefSeq, a predicted model, not a curated record
AUGAAUACCAAGCACCAGUUUUACGGUGGUACAACGCCGUUCCGUUUGGCAUGUAUGAGUCCCGCUCACAACAUUGAAGUGGUUAGAUGCAUGAUUCAAGCCGGUGCUGAUAUAAAUUUGGCAAAUCACUUAGGUUAUGCUCCUUUACAUUUCGCAGUAAUUCAACGGAAACGUUUAGUUGUCAAAGAAUUGAUUGAGCAUGGUGCUUUAAUCAAUGCUCAGAAUUAUCUUGGAAUGUCAGCCCUGCAUUUCGCAGUCUCCGAUUACACAUUGACUGGAACGUCAAUUCAAGAUCAUAAACAUCUUGAUUUGUGGAUUGUCAAAGAACUAUUAAAGCAUGAAUAUAUAGAUCACGAUAUAUUAAAUUCAAAUGGAGUCACCCCACUAAUUUUUUCCGGCAAAGGUUAUCAUGUGGAAUGUGCAGAUCAGUUGUUACAUUCAGAAGCAAAUCCAAACAUAUGGAAUAAGGAUUUCAAAAUUUCUUUACAUGUGACGUUGACCCAUCCGCCAAGUUCUAUUGAGGUUGGAGUUCUGCACAAUGGUGCCAAUAUUUAUGCAGUGGAUGGACAUGGCAAUGUUCCUUUAGAUAUUUUAAUGAAUAUUACCUAG